CUUACCGUCGUUGUUACAUUUGCGAAUGGUUGUUUUUAACGUUGGGAAUUGCAUGCUUGAAGACUGAACUCGGAAUAGCUGUUUAAUGGAGAAAGAAGAAGAGAGACGUCUGUUGGCGAAAUUUAGAGAAAUGGAUAAAGAUGGAAGUGGAUCUCUCAAUCGGAAAGAGGUGAAAAGAUGCAUGAAAGCGUGCGGAUUUGGCGAAAAAUGUGUAAAUGAAUUCAUUCGAACAUUUGACCUUGAUAAGGACGGUCAAAUAUCACUUGCAGAGUACAUGAAAGUUCUGAAUAUCCUGCCAGCCAAGGAAAAGGAACUGGCAAUGUGGAGGAAUGUUUUUAACGAAGUUGAUACAGAUAAAUCGGGUAAAAUAUCUGCUUCCGAACUCUGUAAUUUGAUGCAAGAAAUGGGCUAUGAAUGCGCGGCCUCAGACAUAAGAGCCUGGAUGACAACCCAUGAUGCGGACAAAGAUGGCGAAAUGAAUUUGGAGGAGUUCCUUCAGUUCAUCCAACGCUGAGACGUUGACGUUUGAACACUCUUCGCUGAAGCGUGCUCAGUUGCAAAAGAAUUUCUAAAAAUGUAUUCAUUUGCCUAUCAGGCUGCAUGUCAUGUUUAAGUGAAUUUGACUACUUAUUCCAACCCCCUCCAUGAUAUGUCAAAUUAUUCAGGGAAGACGAAUGUGAUUUAUAUGUCAAUUGUUUCCUCUCAUGUUGCCUCGUCAUUCAGUUUGCAGCUGAAUCAACUAUCACUUUCACCCUGCUUCUAAUUUGACGAUAACUCGGCAUAUUUUCAUAUGGCAAAAUUAAACAGGAGAUCAGA
Messenger RNA from Dicrocoelium dendriticum, 816 nucleotides. The record is from the annotation of a GenBank genome assembly. Lineage: Eukaryota; Metazoa; Platyhelminthes; Trematoda; Plagiorchiida; Dicrocoeliidae.